ACAAACCUAAGUUUGCGAAACGACUCGACAACACUUCAAUGAGUAGAGCUCCAUUUUAGGCUCAAAAGAUUAUCGUUUGCAGGUUAAGGAAGAAAUAGUAAAAUUUGACCGACUCAAGCACAACCAGUCCUAAUCUAGACCAAACAGGUAAAACCCUAAUUCCCAUCUAUAUUUUCAUUUCGCCUAAAAAAAUGCAAUCUCUACGAAGAUUAGCAACUCUCACUGCAAAAAGAUCCAAACCACCAACCAAUUCCAAAUACUAUUUAUCAACCAAACCCACAAAAAAUGGGGACGACGAGUGGAACGAUGCCUGGGAAACCGCCUGGUUACCAGAGACUCUCACCCCAAAAAACAGAGACCCGUGGGAAACCGACGUUAAUUUCUCAGCAACCACGGCGGACUCUAAUCUAGUUCUUUCGCCGGAGGUAGAUACCGAGACUAAAAUUUUUGUUGAGGAAAUGAAUGAGAAUUGGAAUGAGAGAAGAAAAACGACAAAAAACAAAGAUAAUGUGAAGCAGAAGGAGAGUAGUGAGCUGUAUAGUUUGGAGAAUUUGAAGAAGGAUUAUAGAUUGAAGAAGCAGAGAAUUCAUGCUGGGUUGUGGGUUAAAGAGAUUGAAAAGCAGCAUGAAGCUAAAUUGGGGGGUUCUUCUACUGGUGAUGAAAUUGAUAGAUUGCUUGACAGUUGUUCUGAUAUAUUUGAUGCUGCUAAUAAUGAUUUGGAUAACUCGAGAGUGCCAAUCUCUUCCGAGUUUAAAAGCAAGCCUGACGGUUGGGAAACAACAUCUAAGGCACAAGAUGGGAAUAUAUGGGAGAUGUCACAAAGGGAAGAGGACAUUCUCCUCCAAGAAUUUGAUCGUCGAAUUGCAUACAGCAAAUUCCAGAUAGCUAGUUUUAUCAAGAGUCACAUAUUUAGCCGCAGGAGACCCAUAGAUGGGUGGAAAUACAUGAUAGAGGAGUUGGGGCCUAAUGCCAGGAGAGGAAAGGGCAGCGUUUCAAGGAUACAGAGUCUCUCAGACCCAGCAACUCAGCCAUUCAAGGAGGAGAGGUCAGCAGCCACCGGCAAUUUUAUGCCCCCAAAGCGGAGACAGUUCACUUCUUAAGUCUGACAACAUCGGACUUCAUUAUUUUGUAAUUACGUGCUUUAGAAUUCACCUUGUUAGGUAGGUUGGCAAUGCAUGUUGUAGCAGUUCUCUUCAGUUGAUAUUUAUGUAGCCCUAAAUUUUCCAUUCAUAAAUCAAUCAUUCAAUCCCUGUUAUAAUA
Messenger RNA from Mercurialis annua (annual mercury), 1260 nucleotides. RefSeq names its product protein GAMETE CELL DEFECTIVE 1, mitochondrial. The transcript is spliced from 3 exons. NCBI's taxonomy places the organism in Eukaryota, Viridiplantae, Streptophyta, Magnoliopsida, Malpighiales, Euphorbiaceae. The record is from RefSeq and is a predicted model, not a curated record. Bases 192 to 1100 code for a protein of 302 amino acids.